GCAGAGUUUUCAAGUUCCCGCAUUUUUACAACUUGAUGUACCGACUUCAUGGAACGAAACAAGAAUUUGGGAAUAUCUCCAAGACCUGAGAUUGAGCGGAACGUCCGAUUCAAUUAUAAAAAUAAUUGCUGUAGCCCGUGAGGACCUUAAUAUGUAUACAACGAUGGAUAGUGCAGUAAUUGGAAAUGCAAAUUCACUUAAAAGUGAAAUAAACACAAUAUUGUCUGGAAUGCUUUCAGAGGUGGCAAUUGAUACAACACAAAUGGCUGAUAUAUCUGUCAAUGUAACAAUACCAGGAAAUUUGAGUGCUGAAACAUUAUGUGAUGAAAAGAUAACAACUAUUUAUGAUAAAGUGUUAGAGGAAUUGCGUCGGAAAUAUUCAAUCAGUGAAAAAAGCAGACAUUCUCAUUUUACUGAAGAACAGUCAAGAAUAACAUAUGAACCUAAAGGAAAUGACAUGGAGAUGCAUAAGGAAGAAGUAGUAGAAAUUCAAGACAAUCUUUCAGAUGUUCAAGAUGACAAAACAAGAACCACGGCUGACAAUCUUGAGAUUGGUGAGAUGAAUAGGGAAGAUGUGGUAGAGAAGACGAAAAAACGUUUAUCUAUUCACAAUAGAAAUUCAACAACUCAAGCUGAAUUUAUUGACAUGGUUUCAACGGAAAAAACAAACUACUGCAAGCUAGUGGCAUUGCUAGUCGAUACUGCAUGUCAUGUUAUCUGGACAUAUAUGAGAAAACAAAUACUUGGUUCCUCUAGUUUUGAGUCAUUUCUAAAUAUGAUCGAGGAAAAGCACAAAUUGAUUCACGCGUACGAAACAAAUGAAUGCUGUAAAUGUGUGUUUGAAUUGAUAAAAGGUUCAAAAUUAAUCUCCAGAAAGCAGUUACUUAUAUUGUAUAAAUCAGAUGUAUCUAAACAGAUAAAAAAUCACGCAAAAUAUAUCGACGGGAAAGUUGUCCGAGUCUGUACCUGUAACUAUGUUGCAAUAAAAGAUAUAGAUGUGAAAACCAUUGAUAUAACACUUGCAAGCCAUAUUAUUUUAAAAUGUGGAAAACAAGAAUUAGGGCUACAUAAUUGGAUAACGCAAAUAAAAGAGGUGCGCAAUGAGAUAUUCCAUAUAUCAGAUAUGCAAACAGUUUCAGAUAACAAAUUUAACAGGAAAUGGGAAAAGGUUAAAGGAUCUAUAUUGGGAAUAGCUCAACUUAUAAACUGUAAAUUUGCAGAAAUAACCAAGAAAAAGAUCCAACAAACUAAAACGAUUACUUGUAUUCCUGAUUAUAUGCUGAAGUAUGAGAUUCUUUGUCGUGACUACUGGAGAAACAAAUGUGCCGAAUUUGAGAGAGCUCAGAUUGAAAAUUUCCCAAAUCAAGCAGAGGCUCUUCACAUACACUGUCCAAAGGUCUGCAGUACAUCCAUUGGAAGAGAUUCCCAGAAAACCAUGGAGGAAAUACAAAAUAUUCAUACUAUUGUUGACAACAUCAAUAUACUGAUCAAAGUUUUUGGGAAUGAACAAGACAUGAAUACAUUAAUGGAUAUAGAAUCAAUGAAAAAAGACUAUCAGAGAGUCCAUGUUCCCGUUUUCAUGCAACUUGACCUACCAGCUUCAUGGAACAGAACCACAGUUUUGCAAUAUCUCGACGAAUUGAGGUUGAACAGAACAUCUGAUAUGAACAUACGAAUUAUGGCAGUUUCACCUGAUGACCUUAAAGUUAUUUCAGAGAUGGCAAGGACCGUUCUUAGAAAAGUAGAUUUACUUAAACAAGAAGUCAACAUGAUUAUUUCUGGAAUGCUUGCAUAUGCAGCAAUUGACACGAAACACAUUGCUGAAGUUGCAGUUAGUCUAACAAUACCAGAGAUUACAGAUUCGAUACCAUUUCAGUUGUUUUUCAAGCCUGAUAUUCAACUAAGAUCAAAGUUUCAACUACAAUCAAUUCGAGAUUUCGGAAAUCGUGAUUGUACAAUCACCAAUGACUUUUUGGUGUUUACUGAUCAUGUCUGCAUUCGAUUACUCAUCUACAAUUUAAACGGAAGUUAUAUUCGAACCAUCCGAUUGUUUGCUAAACCUGUGAAAAUAAUGGUAACAAAUCAAAACGAUGUUGCUGUUUCAUAUUAUAAUAGAAUGGUUAUAUACAUUAUCAAUAUCAACACUGGACAAGUAAAGGAUAUUGUUGAAACACGUGGUAAUACUGGCGGAAUAUCUUAUCAAAACGGAUUGAUGUAUGCUGUUAUUGAUUACCAGACGAUAGAUGUAAUUGAUCUGACAGGAAAAUUAGUCCGAUCUUUAAAUCGACCUAAUAAUAACAUGCUUGAAUCAACGAUUGAAUGUUUAUCAGCUGAUACAGACAGCUUGUUCCUGACAUAUCCCUUAACUAAUACUAUAUACUGUUGUGACUUGAAUGGAGUAGACAGAUGGACAUUUACUGAUGAUAAUAUGCUUAAUCCGAGUGGGAUUACAACAGAUCAGAAUGGUAAUGUGUAUGUGUCUUGUUAUAAAUCAAACAAUAUUGUAGUGGUAUCACCUGAUGGUAAACAUUAUAAAGAACUACUUACUGAGAAAGAUGGACUGUAUAACCCGACAGGGAUAUAUUACGACAAGUUAAACGACUGUCUGCUGGUGUGUAAUGGUGGGAAUUGUAAUACAUUUCUGUUUGAUAUAAAACAUUCAGUAAAAAAAUGAUAGAAUGUGAUUUAAGUGAUAGAAUCUAUAUGUUUUUUUUAAUUACAUAACACAUUAGAAAAUAAACUUUAUCAGUUAAUGUCUGAUAUGCUACUUAACAGAUAUAUCAUGUU
This is a messenger RNA of Mytilus trossulus (common blue mussel), 2787 nucleotides long. RefSeq lists its product as uncharacterized. The transcript has 10 exons. NCBI's taxonomy places the organism in Eukaryota, Metazoa, Mollusca, Bivalvia, Mytilida, Mytilidae. The record is from RefSeq and is a predicted model, not a curated record. Bases 152 to 2674 code for a protein of 840 amino acids.